This is a messenger RNA of Lachancea nothofagi CBS 11611, 348 nucleotides long. NCBI's taxonomy places the organism in Eukaryota, Fungi, Ascomycota, Saccharomycetes, Saccharomycetales, Saccharomycetaceae. The record is from the annotation of a GenBank genome assembly.
AUGUCGCCGUUGUUGAAGGAUUUCCUCAACAAACGCAUUGUAGUGGUCACCACUGAAGGGCAAUGUGUCUGUGCGACGCUGGAAGGUUUUGAUAAGAGCACCAACUUGCUCGUUUCAGAGGUUCGAGACCGGGUUUCUGGAGCACACAUAGCCACUUCCUACAUGAUGCGCGGCAAUCAAAUUGUUUGCUGUGGUCUCUUGGAUGAGACCGAUGGCUCCGAUACUGCUUUGGUGGGACCAGAGGCACCAACUCUCAAGGACACCAAGAACGUCGUGCACGAUGAACAUCUCAUUUGGCAGCGCGUUUGGGCCAGCAAGCAAAAAGCGGCUUCGCCGUCUCUUGAAUAG